CUUCCGGAUUUGAGAAAAAAUAAGAAGAUGCCGGGUUGAAAAUUUAAAGAAAGUGAAAUAACUUUGUAUUUAGACUAAAUUGUCGAUAACAGCUAUGUGUUGCUAACUGGUAUUUUGGGUUGAAGAAAUGUCUCAAAUUCAAGAGGGAGGUGAUGGCAAUAAAAAGCCAGUAAAAAAGACUCCAAAUGACUUUAUGUUUGGAAAGGUCAUCGGAGAAGGUUCAUAUUCUACAGUAUAUUUAGCGAAGGAAGUAGAAACUGGAACUGAAUUUGCAAUUAAAGUUUUAGAAAAGAGACAUAUAAUGAGGGAAAAGAAAUCACAAUACGUGAUGAGAGAAAAAGAAGUUUUAAUGAAGAUGAAUCAUCCAUUUAUUAUUAGAUUAUAUUUUACAUUUCAAGAUACAGAUAGAUUAUAUUUUGUGUUAAACUAUGCAGAACGAGGGGAGCUUUUGGAUUAUCUACAUAAGUUGUCUUCCUUUGAUGUGCAUUGUUCUCAGUGGUAUGCAGCAGAAAUUGUACUAGCUUUAGAAUAUAUGCACAGUUUAAAUUUUAUUCAUAGAGAUUUAAAGCCUGAAAAUAUUUUAUUAAACACAGAAAUGCACAUACAGAUAACAGAUUUUGGCAGUGCAAAGAUCUUACAUAAAGAAGAAGAGAUAAAACCAGAGGAAGAACACCAUACACAAAGGAGAAAGAAUUCGUUUGUAGGAACAGCACAGUAUGUGUCUCCAGAAGUUCUCACCAGUAAACAAGUCUGCAGUAGUUCAGACUUAUGGGCUUUAGGUUGUAUUAUUUAUCAGUUAUUGUCUGGCCUUCCACCUUUCAGAGGAGGUCAUGAAUUUCAAAUAUUCCAAAAAAUCCAGAAAUUAGAAUAUGAAUUUCCAGAUGGCUUUGAUCCACUAGCCAGAGAUUUGGUAGAAAAAUUAUUGGUUAUAGAACCUUCACAACGACUUGGUUGUGAAGAACUAGGUGGAAUGGAACAGCUAAAAUCUCAUCCCUUCUUUGAAGGAAUAGAUUGGGAACAUGUAUCUGAACAAAAACCACCAGAACUACUUCCAUAUUUACCAGCAACAAAAGACAAUCCAGAUGAAUUAUGGAGUCGGCCUGGCUUUGAUGAUAAAAGAAUUGUUGAACUAAUAACCAAUAAUGUUAGUGAUAAUAUCAGUAUAACUGAGGAUGAAAGGAAGCAAAGGUUAGAGGAACAAAAGAAAAAUAAUGAAUAUCACAAAUUUGUGGAAGACAACCUUAUUCUGAAACAGGGUCUAGUCGAUAAAAGAAAGGGAUUAUUUGCAAGAAGACGUAUGCUUUUAUUAACCGAGGGACCACAUUUAUAUUAUGUUGAUCCUGCUAAUAAAGUUUUAAAGGGACAAAUUCCAUGGUCAGAAGACCUGCGACCAGAGGCAAAGAAUUUUAAAACUUUUUUCAUUCACACACCGAACAGAACAUACUACUUAGAAGAUAAAAAAUUAGGAUCUCAAGACUGGGUGCAAAAAGUGGAUGAAGUGUGGAAGACUUAUUAUGGUGAUAAAAAAACAAAAGACGGAUCUAAAAAUGGAUGACAGUACCUGUGAAUCAUUAAAUAUUAUGUGUUAUUCUAUAUAUUAAAAUUCAGACAACUGGGUGAGAACAGAACAUUUAGCAUUCUGGAUUAGUUACAGCAGCUUGUUUAGAAAUUUUAUUGGAAUUUAUACAUAAUUUCAAUUUUUAAAAAUGUUAGUCUAUAGAACUGACAUUCUUCUCAUAUAUUUCUAGAAAAAUUUUGUCUUUAACAUAUGUGACCAUGGUGAGCACUAGAAGUUUGAAAACUCCGUUGAAAGAAAUAGUUUUAUGAA
Mytilus californianus (California mussel) is the source of this 1828-nucleotide messenger RNA. RefSeq names its product 3-phosphoinositide-dependent protein kinase 1-like. Bases 128 to 1555 code for a protein of 475 amino acids. Gene Ontology annotation, molecular function: protein serine/threonine kinase activity; ATP binding. Gene Ontology annotation, biological process: intracellular signal transduction; peptidyl-serine phosphorylation. The record is from RefSeq and is a predicted model, not a curated record. NCBI's taxonomy places the organism in Eukaryota, Metazoa, Mollusca, Bivalvia, Mytilida, Mytilidae. The transcript is spliced from 15 exons.